CUUUGCUUGGCAGAAGAUUACGUAUUUCCGCUUCCGGUUUCGAACUGGCUCGGGCGCUGGCGGGGGUCGGGCGGGCGCCGGGUCCUACGGAGUGAAGACUUAAUUUCAAGUCAUGGCAAAACAUCUGAAGUUCAUUGCCAGGACUGUGAUGGUGCAGGAAGGGAACGUGGAUGGUGCAUACAGGACCUUAAACAGAAUCCUCACCAUGGAUGGGCUCAUUGAGGACAUCAAGCGGCGCCGGUACUACGAGAAGCCCUGCCGCCGCCGACAGAGGGAAAGCUAUGAAACCUGCCGGAGGAUCUACAACAUGGAAAUGACUCGCAAGAUCAACUUCCUGAUGCGAAAGAAUCGGCCGGAUCCGUGGCAGGGCUGCUGAGGCCUGUGGGUAGUGGGCCCAGUAGGAGAACCUCUAUCCAGGCGCGUCUCCAAGUCUUUCUUUCUGCAGCCCUGUUUUCUCUUGCCAUUUCUCGCAAUAAAACUCAAUCACAUGUUUAUAAGAAGGCCUGUGUAUGUAGAAACAAUCCCACUGGUCAGCAAUGGUCCCUCUCUUUCAUUAAGUGAAAGAGAAACUGGAUCAAAAGUGGUCUAGGAGUAGAAUGGUGGUUGCCAAAGGCUGGCUGGGAGGGGGCAAUGAAGAAUUAUUGAUUAAUGGGGACAGAGUUUGAAUUUGGGAAGACGAAACAGUUGCGGAGACAGGUGGUGGUUGCAUAGUUGCAUAACAGUGUGAAUGUAUAAAGCCACUGAAUUGUACACUCAGGUGGUUAAAUGGUAGAUUUUAUGUCACAGGUGGCAAACACAAGGCCUGCGGGCCGAAUCUGGCCGUCCACCUUGCUUUAUCCAGCCCAGCACCUUGUUCCUGCCCAGUGGCAGUGCCAAGCUCCUUGCCCCACAUUAAGGAGUAGUUAUAUUUAUGCAGUCCUAAAAGUACAUUCGGCCCUUUGAAGGCAACCGCGAGGCUGAUGUGGCCCCCCCGGGAAAAUGAGUUUGACACCCCUGUUUUAUGUAUAUUUUACUACAAUAAAUUUUUUAAAGUAGUCUAGGAGAAAUGAGGAAAUUUUCUAAAAUGUAGUGGAAUAUAUUUACCAUUUCCUACCCAAAUGUUAUGAAACACAAAGCAUGAUCUUACCAUUGGAAAAGCAUCUGUUAACCCUUUGCUGAACUGCCCCCCUAACUGUUAGGUAAAAGAAGGAAAGGAAAGAUGUAUAUGUUUGGAAUAAAUUCUGCUUCUGAGAUACC
This is a messenger RNA of Phyllostomus discolor (pale spear-nosed bat), 1236 nucleotides long. It is a transcript of the gene MRPS21, whose product is annotated as mitochondrial ribosomal protein S21. The transcript has 3 exons. The coding region runs from base 113 to 376 and encodes 87 amino acids. NCBI's taxonomy places the organism in Eukaryota, Metazoa, Chordata, Mammalia, Chiroptera, Phyllostomidae. Gene Ontology annotation, molecular function: structural constituent of ribosome. Gene Ontology annotation, biological process: translation. Gene Ontology annotation, cellular component: ribosome. The record is from RefSeq and is a predicted model, not a curated record.